Messenger RNA from Suillus subalutaceus, 813 nucleotides. RefSeq names its product NAD(P)-binding protein. The transcript has 7 exons. The record is from RefSeq and is a predicted model, not a curated record. NCBI's taxonomy places the organism in Eukaryota, Fungi, Basidiomycota, Agaricomycetes, Boletales, Suillaceae. Gene Ontology annotation, molecular function: oxidoreductase activity, acting on the CH-OH group of donors, NAD or NADP as acceptor. Bases 1 to 813 code for a protein of 270 amino acids.
AUGGCCGAUUCCGCCGCUCCAGUACAGACAAACCAACCCCACGUCGCACUCAUCACCGGCGCAGCCCAGGGCAUUGGACGCGCCAUUGCCCUGCGGCUCGCAGAGGACGGACUGGACAUUGUCAUCACAGACUUGAAAUCACAGCGCAUGAACCUCGACGGCCUCGCAGAUGAGGUAAGAGCGAAAGGGAGGCGAUGUCUUGUCUUGGAGUGUGACAUUUCACAAGAGGAAGAGGUCCAACGCAUGAUGCAGGCUGCGGAGCAAGAGUUUAAUAGUUUGGACGUCAUGGUAGCGAAUGCCGGACGAAUCCUUGUGAAGCCUAUGGUUGAUGCUACCCUUGCCGAUUUCGAUGGGAUCUUCAACACCAAUGUGCGCGGAACGUUCCUCUGCUUGCGUGCGGCAGCGCAAGCUAUGAUCAAGCAGGGGCGUGGCGGGAGGAUCAUCAGUGCGUCGUCGGUAUCAGGGAAGAAAGGGAUGCCGUUCCAUAGUAUUUACUGUGCGUCGAAAUCUGCCAUUCGGUCCUUCACACAGGCUCUCGCGAGUGAACUCGGAUCACACGGCAUCACUGUGAACGCCUACGCUCCUGGACCAGUUGAUACGCUUCUCAUGCAUGGCUCUGCCGAUGAAUUUGCAAAACAUGUAGGACUACCCGACGGCAAGACGUUAAUCCAAAGUUACCAAGCGAACGCGGCACUGCCGCGGAUUGGAACGCCGGAAGAUAUCGCGAACAUGGUGUCGUUCCUCGCAGGCAAAGACUCUGCCUAUAUCACUGGGCAGACGAUCACAAUUGAUGGGGGAUCAUGGAUGGAUUGA